Molecule: messenger RNA, 3359 nt
Organism: Diprion similis
Lineage: Eukaryota; Metazoa; Arthropoda; Insecta; Hymenoptera; Diprionidae
Product: DENN domain-containing protein 1A
Exons: 15
Coding region: 259-3126 (955 amino acids)
Biological process (GO): endocytic recycling; endocytosis
Cellular component (GO): intracellular membrane-bounded organelle; cytosol
Molecular function (GO): guanyl-nucleotide exchange factor activity; phosphatidylinositol phosphate binding
Source: RefSeq, a predicted model, not a curated record
GAUCUCCAUCGCGUAUAUUUUCAUUGACAAUAAAAGUCUGAUAAUAUACGGAUAAUACACUGUCUUUGACGUCUGACUCAGAUAGGCUAGUCGUGCGACGUGAGUGAAAUGUCAGAAAAUGAAACUGGAGUGCGGUUGUGAUAAUCGUAAAUAGUUCACUGUGAAGUUUAUGAUUAAUUUAUAUAAUGUAGCGCAAUGCUCUCACAAAUACGUGUCAAAUAUUCAUACUGAACACAUUUUUCUCUCAAAAACUGCAUAAUGGGAUCCAGAUUGAGAGAAAAUGUGCGACACCUGUUCGAGUGUUUCUGCGAAGUCGCUGCCCCUGUUGCGGACAAAGAUCCCUGGCUACUACAGAGGUUCCCGGAAUCUUUUUCCGAAGAAGAAAUACUUAAAUCUGUUCCUAAAUUUGCGUACCCUUGUAGUUUCGAAAACGUACUUGUGCAGCACUUUUCAUUCGUAUUGACGAGUAUCGAUUCAAAAUGGACGUUUGGAUUCUGUCGACACGAUCCAAAGACCGAAACGGCGUUAGUAAUUUUGAGUGCCUUACCUUGGCAUGAAAUCUUCUAUAAAUUGUUAAAUCAUAUUGCCACCAUAACUGCAAGCGGCAAAGAUGGAGAUCUUUGGAAAUUCCUUCAAGAUGUUUAUAGCAAGGGUGUUCCUUCUCCCGGAGCUUCGCUUACCAUUCCUCUUCCAGAUCCUAGUGUUGUAUUCGUCUGUCAAAGCCCAAAACAAUUUCAGUUGCCUAGUAUUCCGGAAAACAGAAAUUUGACUGAGUAUUAUAGCGCCAUUGAUUCGCACAAUAUGAUGAUAGUGUUCGCCUCCAUGCUGUACGAAAGACGUAUUAUAUUUACUUCGAAAAAGUUGUCAAGACUGAGCGCUUGUGUUCAAGCUUGCAAUGCCCUGAUCUACCCUAUGAUUUGGCAGCACAUAUAUAUUCCCGUUUUGCCAUUGGCCCUGAUGGAUUAUUUGCUAGCUCCGAUGCCUUUUCUCAUCGGCGUGCCAGCGCCUAUACUUGAGAGAGUACGUCAAAGCGAUUUGGGUGAAGUAGUGAUCCUUGAUGCAGACAACAACACUAUUCAAUCCCCGUUUGACGAUCUGGAGUCCUUGCCUCAAGAUGUGAUAAUUAAUCUCAGAAGAGCACUACGUAACAGAGCUGCCUUGCUUGGUGAUGGAGUGUCAAGGGCAUUCCUACGCGCAUUAGUUCAAUUGACGGCUGGUUACAGAGAGGCUCUAACUCUCCAGCAAGGGGAACGUAUUACGUUUGAUGAGAAGGCCUUCGUAGACAGCCGGCCUUCGUCAAUGCAACCCUUUCUUCGUAAAAUGCUGGAAUUACAAAUAUUUCAACAAUUUAUAGAAGAACGUUUACACAUGCUCAAUUCCGGUCUUGGUUUCUCUGACGAAUUUGAAAUGGAAGCUCUUAAUUAUUCGGAAAAAUCUGGCAGUAAAUUCCGACAGCAGUAUCGCGAAUGGUCGUACGCGAUGCGCAAGGAAGGUUCUGCAUUUUUUCGGAGUGUCAAAGAUAAGGCCAAUCCUGCAGUCAAAUCAGCUGUUAAAUCGGUCAAGGAGAAGGGUAAAGACAUGAAAACAGCGUACAAAGGCUUGCGCUGGAAAGGUCGAACGAAUAGACAAGAAAGUGGCAUGAGAUACCAACAGCCCAGGUCAGCCCCGAGUUCUCCUACGUUGGAUAGAAGGCCUGUUACAUUUGCGUCUCCUUCGAAACCAGCUGCCGCUUACACAGCAACUACUAGCUAUCGAAAAGAGCUUCGAUUCCGAAACGCUGCUGUACCCGACACAAGCAGGAAGCGAUACUCUCCAUUGAGUCCCAGUUCACCCGAGGAAACAGAUUAUCCGGUUGAAAGGCUAGACAUAGAUCUGAUGAACGAACUUCGAGAUGUUAUAUAUCCUAAUACUCCGCCUGUCGAUAGAACGUUGAAGCCAGUGCGCAGUUUAGACAGCUUGAGGUCUGCAUGGAGUGGGCGCUUGCGGCACGGCCCUCUUCCUUCCGACACUUCCAUUGCCACAGACAUUUACGAUCCCUCCCGUACUUCAGAUUCCUUCUCUUCCUCCACCUUAGAAUCAUCCUCGACUAGUUCCAACGCUCAAUGCACAACAAAUCACAAGCUGCUAGAACCUGGCACGCCAUUGAUUUCUGUAACUAGUGAUACCCUGCUAGAUAUUUCCGAUUCUUCGACUACUAAUAGCAGUUCUAACAUUAACGGAAUUGACUCGUCAAGUCCGUCUUCGAUCAGAUCUUUAUUCAGUUUGAAAAAUUCGGACAGUAUUCCAUUUGCUUCACUUGGAAUCGAAGAUCGGGCGACCAACAGUUCGAAAACAAACAAUCGUGUGGAAAAAUCGACUCGCGGUUCGCACGAAUUUGUCAAUCCCACCAAUCCGUUUGUCAACAAAAGUAUAUCUCAUACUCAGACUUUGGUGGAACAUAACAAUGACCAAAACAAAACUACAGAAAAUUUGAAGACUGACGUACUCAGCGUGCAAGAUUCGGAUAAUUCUUUCGAUCGAGAACAUCAAUCUUCGUUACGGAUUUCUUGGUUUAAUAAUCUAUUGGAUGCUAAUUUGAAUAUUGCAGAUCCUAACUCGCAAUUAAUUGCCGAUGAUCCAUUUGACACAAGCCAAAUACUGAACCCUUUCCACCCACAGAACCCAUUGUUAAUUCAUCCCAUCAGCCUAAAGCCGAGUCCGACCAGCAUUCAACCACUCCCUCCAUUAAAUAAUCAGCAUUACUCUGCACAGGCUAAGGAUACACCAGAGCCCCAUGAUUUAAUCAGACUAGAUUCAACGAAUAGCGACGAUGAGUUUGACCCACUUUUAUCAAAGUCUGUAAAGAGUAACAGCGCCAAACAAAUGACUCAGUCAUUGCAUCUUCCACAGAUGGGAGAAGGUCUGACAAAUCCUUUAUAUCCAUAUUUUUUACCUCAGCAUAAAGCUAGAGAAGAUCUUGACUUACUUCAGGAGUAUGGUCUUGAUUUCAAUAAAUUUAAUCUAGCCAACGGCGCGUCUUCCGCAAUGACUACAUCGUGUAAUCACACACUUCAAGAAACUAGUACAGCUGCUUCGUUCAAUACGUCCACUGUUAAAACUCAGAAUAAUUGGACAAAAUUUGAAUGAAUAGAAUUUUGAGCGAAGUUGUAUACAUAUCAAGAUAGUGAAUAAUGAUAUUGAUGAUAAUGUUAAUAAUAAUUGUAAAUACAUGAAUUAUAUUUGUUACUAUUUAUACGUGGAUAUGAGAUUGUGAAUAUCGUUUUGGCGUGAAAGAAGUGAGUUUGUUCGAAAUUGAAAUAGAUGAAAGAUUCUUUUCACUGUAUAUAAUUUGUUUUCUAAAUUCAAACAGUAUAAUUUAA